CCUUCGCGCUGAGCAGUCAAAGAAAGCGCGCGAGGAGGAGCAGAAGGGUUUACUGAAGAUGUCAACGAGGAAGAGCAGUAAUUCAGGGCAGACGCCUGAUAAGAGAAGCCGGUUAUCUCAGCCCGAGCCCUCUGAAGAGGAUGAAACGGGCUACUUCAGUUCAGGAGAUGUUAUGAGCACAUCACAGAGUGUCACAGGUGAAGUGGGCAGCAUAGAGAGUAUCUCUCUAAGGAACUUCAUGUGUCACUCGAUGCUUGGUCCCUUUGAAUUUGGUCCAAACGUCAACUUUGUCGUAGGAAACAAUGGAAGUGGAAAAAGUGCCGUGCUGACAGCUCUGAUUGUAGCCCUGGGCGGUAAAGCUCACACCACGAACAGAGACUCCUCACUCAAAGGAUUUGUGAAGGAAGGAGAGAGUUCUGCAGAUGUGUCCAUCACUCUGAGGAACAGGGGUCGUGAUGCGUAUAAGCCAGAAGUGUUUGGCCAGUCCAUCAUCGUAGAUGUUUGUAUCUCCAGCGAGGGAAUGCGGACAUAUAAACUAAGAAGUAAAACAGGUCGCUUAGUGUCAUCAAAAAAGGAAGAACUGAUCUCCAUUUUGGAUCACUUUAACAUCCAGGUGGACAAUCCGGUCUCUAUCCUAACUCAGGAAAUUAGUAAAGACUUACUCCACUCCAAAGGAGAGGGCGACAUAUAUAAAUUUUUCUUGAAGGCCACUCAGCUUGAUCAGAUGAAAGAAGAUUUGACCUACAUCAUGAAGACCAAGACCAUGACCCAGAAUACAGUGGAGAAGCACAGGGAGACUCUACAAGAGCUGAAGAGAAAGUACCAUGCGAAAGAAGAGCGCUAUAAAAGUCUGGCUUCACUUGAUGAAAUGCAGAAGAAGUUGGAUGAGCUGAAUAAUCAGAUGGCCUGGGCUCUGGUGGCAGAGGUGGAGCAGGAGAUCAAGCCAAUGAGAGAACGAAUCACAGCUGAAGAGAGGUCCACUGUCAGAUAUGACCAGAAGGUGGAAGAGUGGGAGGGGAAAGUUCAGGAGGCCAACAGGAUAUUGGGACUGUUGCAGGAUCAGCUGGAGGGUGUGACGCAGCGGAUGCAGCAGCUGCAGCCACAGUGCGCUGAACUGAAGAGUCGAGCCCAGGCGUGCAACCGAGAUCUCAAAGCCGCCGAGGCUAGUCUUCAUCGUAAAAAGACUAACUUGAGAGACCUUGAAAAGGAUAAAGAUCAGCUUAACAAGCGGAUCCGAGAACUCAAACACAGCAUAAGUCAGACGAAGUCAGCUGACACUCAUGCUCGUGUGGAGAAGUUGAAUCACAUUCAGGCUGAGCUGGAACAACUACUAGCUAAAGACAGACGGGGUAAAAUGAGUGCCUAUGAAGACCACAGGAAAGCCCAGGAAUGCUGUCGGAAACUUCAAGCAGAGCUGACAGAAUUGCAAAGUGUUGAGGAACCUCACUCAGAAGAUUUGAAACCUUUGGAAGAGGGCCUGGAGGAGCUCAGCAGCCGAAUAAGUGUUUGUCGAGAGGAAUUUGAAGCUGCGCGGAAUCAGGUGCUGACACACAAGAGGGAAUAUGAGGAGGCUGAGCAGCUCUCCCGGCAGCAGAGGGAAGCUUUUAACAGCAUCGCAGAGGAAGCUGAGCCGAUUAAGGAGCAAUUGAGCAACAGUGAUCAGGAGUUGGAGAGGAGUAAACAUCAUAAAAAACACUAUGAAGAGAAGCGGAAAGCCCAUGUGGACAUGAUUGAGACACUAAAGAAGAACUUGAAUGAGAAGGACCAGCUGUUACAGGCUUCCAUAGCGAGAGCCUUAGAAAUUUGCCCCGAGCGCUUGGAUGUGAGGAGAACAGCGAAGAGUUUGGACAGCGAGUUCAGCCGCCUCAGACACGAGAUCAACACACAGCAAGACCAACAAGGACACAGAGACACUAUCGUCAGGCAGUUCCAUGAGGCGAAGGAAAACUUCAAUAACAUAGACCGACAGGUCAAGGGUCUGGAGGCUAUCAUCUGCCAGUUAACUGAGAUCAUAAAGCCCAAACACAACGUCUACGCUGAACUGAGAAUGUAUCUUUCUGUACGCUGUAAGUACUACUUUGACUCAAUGCUGUCUCAGAGAGGAUACAUAGGGAAGAUGACCUUUGAUCAUAAGGAUGAGACUCUCUCCAUAUCAGUAAGACUUUGCAAGAUGAUAACAUCUUUGAUGUAG
Messenger RNA from Sinocyclocheilus rhinocerous, 2191 nucleotides. RefSeq names its product structural maintenance of chromosomes protein 6-like. Gene Ontology annotation, biological process: double-strand break repair via homologous recombination. The record is from RefSeq and is a predicted model, not a curated record. Bases 59 to 2191 code for a protein of 710 amino acids. Gene Ontology annotation, molecular function: single-stranded DNA binding; damaged DNA binding; ATP hydrolysis activity. Gene Ontology annotation, cellular component: nucleus; site of double-strand break; Smc5-Smc6 complex. NCBI's taxonomy places the organism in Eukaryota, Metazoa, Chordata, Actinopteri, Cypriniformes, Cyprinidae. The transcript has 20 exons.